This is a messenger RNA of Brachypodium distachyon (stiff brome), 2244 nucleotides long. RefSeq names its product vegetative cell wall protein gp1. Lineage: Eukaryota; Viridiplantae; Streptophyta; Magnoliopsida; Poales; Poaceae. Gene Ontology annotation, biological process: hydrogen peroxide catabolic process; response to oxidative stress. Gene Ontology annotation, molecular function: peroxidase activity; heme binding. The transcript has 2 exons. The coding region runs from base 60 to 1973 and encodes 637 amino acids. The record is from RefSeq and is a predicted model, not a curated record. Gene Ontology annotation, cellular component: plasmodesma; plant-type cell wall.
GCUAGCUAACUGCCUAGCUCGAUCGAGUGACCAGGAAUUACAGCUGAGAGCUAGCGACGAUGGCCAAGCUGUUGGUCGCGCUGGCCGUGUUGCUGGUCGCGUUAAUGGGCUGCGUGGCGCGGCCUUGCCAAGCAGGGUACGGGUAUCCCAACCCGAUGCCGCCCGCCCCGGGGAGGCCCAAUCUUCCGCCUCCUGCCCAGGGGCCCAAGGCACCUUGCCAUCCACCACCUGGUCCAAGGGCGCCGAUGAGACCUCCGCCGCCAAGCUCUCCCCCACCGCCCGCUCCGAUAAGCACACCCAGCUCACCGCCACCUGCUCCCAUAAGCACACCCAGUCCUCCGCCCCCUGUCCCAAUAACCACACCAAGCCCUCCGCCUCCUGCCCCGAUAAGCCCAUCGAGUCCACCGCCACCCGCACCGAUAAGCACACCCAGCCCACCUCCGCCCACACUCAGCCCUCCACCGCCUGCCCCGAUAAGCACACACAGCCCUCCUUCGCCCACAGCAAGCCCUCCGCCGCCCGCCCCGAUAAGCACACCAAGUCCACCUCCACCAGCCCCGGUAAGCACGUCCAACCCACCCCCACCCGUCCCUAUAAGCACACCGAGCUCACUGCCGCCCACACCGAGCCCUCCGCCUCCCGUCCCGAUAAGCACACCCAGCCCUCCGCCACCCGCCCCAAUAAGCACACCCAGCCCUCCGCCUCCCGCCCCAAUAAGCACCACCAGCCCACCGCCGCCCACACCUAGCCCUCCGCCUCCCGCCCCGAUAAGCACACCGGGCCCACCUCCGCCGACCCCGAGCCCUCCGCCGCCCGCCCCGGUAAGCACACCCAGCCCACCGCCACCCACACCUAGCCCCCCGCCGCCCGCCCCGAUAAGCACACCGAGCCCACCGCCUCCCACACCCAGCCUUCCACCUCCCGCCCCAAUAAGCACACCGAGCCCACCGCCACCCACACCUAGCCCUCCGCCGCCCUCCCCGAUAAGCACACCGAGCCCACCGCCGCCAACACCUAGCCCUCCGCCUCCUCCACCAUCCACGCCUAGCCCCCCGCUGCCGACCCCGAGCCCACUGCCUCCACAGGGACUCACCGUCGGCCACUACAACAAUAUAUGUCUCCAAGCAGAAGCCAUUGUCAGAAAUGCUGUCAGUGCGGCUAGCGCCGGCACCAUGGCCGGGCUCAUCCGUCUCUUCUUCCAUGACUGCUUCAUCCGGGGUUGCGAUGCCUCCGUGCUGCUUGACCAGACCGAUCCCAACAACCCGCCGGAGAAGCUCGGCGUCCCAAACCUGACCUUGCGAGGGUUCGAGGUGAUCGACGCGGCCAGCGCCAAGAUCCUGGAGGCAUGCGGCAAUGUCGUCUCAUGCGCCGACAUCCUGGCCUUCGCCAGCCGCGACGCCACCUUCUUCCUCAGCGGCAGGAAGGUCGACUUCGACAUGCCUGCCGGCCGCUUCGACGGGAACGUGUCCUUGGCCAGCGAGACGCUCCCGAACCUGCCGCCGCCAUUCGCCACCGUGAACGACCUCAAGGCCAAUUUUGCCUCCAAGGGGCUCACCGCCGACGAGAUGGUCACCCUCUCCGGCGCACACACCAUCGGAGUCUCCCACUGCUCGUCCUUCUCCAGCCGCCUCACCAGCACUUCCGACAUGGAACCUGGGCUCAAAAGCUCCCUGCAGAGUCAAUGCAGUUCCAACACCGGCAGCGACAACACGGUCUCACAAGACUUGAGGACCCCCGACCAGCUGGACAACCAGUACUACAAGAACGUGCUCAGCCGCCAGGUGCUCUUCGAGUCAGACGCCGCGCUCUUGACGGCGACGGACACAAGCGCGGCAGUGCGCGCCAACGCCGGGGACACGGGCCAGUGGGAGGAGAAGUUCAAGGCAGCCAUGGUGAAGAUGGGUGCCAUCGAGGUCAAGAGCAGAGCCAACGGCGAGAUCAGGAGGAGCUGUCGCGUCGUUAACACAAGAUAGAGAUCAUGGGCUGCUUGCGAUCAGAUCGAUCCAUUGCAAGUUCUCGACGACUUGUGAAUAAGCUCGCGCUUUCUCCCUGUGCUUGGAAUUUGGAUUAGUUCCCAUUUGUUGCUUAACCCUUUCUUUUACAUCUCUCUCUCUCUCGAUUCUUUCCAAUUUGUAUUACCUCCUCUCUAGUGUUGUACUAGUUUCUCGUUUGACUUACACUAAUUGUAACAUUUUGUACAAUGAUGUGAAGAGAUCAUAAUGGUUCUUUAAUUAUUCAGAUUUA